Messenger RNA from Siniperca chuatsi (mandarin fish), 1059 nucleotides. Its product is annotated as NPC intracellular cholesterol transporter 2-like. NCBI's taxonomy places the organism in Eukaryota, Metazoa, Chordata, Actinopteri, Centrarchiformes, Sinipercidae. Gene Ontology annotation, biological process: cholesterol efflux; intracellular cholesterol transport. Bases 146 to 595 code for a protein of 149 amino acids. Gene Ontology annotation, molecular function: cholesterol binding. The transcript is spliced from 5 exons. The record is from RefSeq and is a predicted model, not a curated record.
GGUUAAAUUUCGGGCUAGAAAACACCUGCAAAAAAAUAGGCGUUACUUCGAGCUCGUGAUAUAAGGAAAUAAAAAUUGCUAGGCGGCUAUCAUUCACACUUUGCUGACGGGAGUGUUUCAAAGAGUCUCACACAAAAAAAGAAACAUGGAUGUCCGGACAGGUUUCAUCGUUUUGAUCUGCUUAAUGGGCUUCACCUGUGCGGAGCCAGUGAAAUAUAUCGACUGCGGCUCCUCUACUGGUAAAGUGGCCAUGGUGGACAUUAGCCCUUGCGCCAGUCAGCCAUGCCAGCUACACAAAGGACAGUCCUACAGUGUCAAUGUGACAUUCAACAGUGCUGUGGAGAGCCAGACGAGCAAAGCAUUGGUUCAUGGUAUUAUUGCUGGCGUUCCAGUCCCCUUCCCCAUUCCCAUAGAAGAUGGCUGCAAGUCUGGAAUCCAGUGUCCCAUCCAGAAGCAGCAGAACUAUCACUAUCUGAACUCACUUCCUGUGAAGUCAGAGUAUCCCACAAUAAGGCUGGUUGUGGAGUGGGAACUGAGAGACGACAACAAAAAAGACUUGUUCUGCAUCAGGUUCCCAGUUCAGAUUGUGAGCUAAGCUAGCAACAGUACCUCUGAAGUGGUGGUUUGUUUGUUUUUAAAAGGGAUUCAGCUUUGAGUAAAAACUAAAGAAGAAUGUAAAUGACUCUAGUUAAGAUCUCAUUUUAUUCAUUCAUCAAAUUGCUUUUUAAGAUGUGUCUUUCACUAGUUUGCAAGACUUUGCCGCACACGCACAUCUUGAAUCCUGCUGAAAUAAAAUAAAUGGCUGAUUUUUGCUGGGAUCUUCCUAACAUUCAAUUUUAAGAGUUGUGGAUGUGAAAUAAUGCAGUUAAUGUUUAUGUAAAUGACCCUGAACUUCAUUCCACUACAGUGCAAAUGUCUUACUGGCUGCUGUGUAGUCAGAAAGCUACAUACUAUACUUCUUCUUUACUAAAACUUGUAAUAUUUCUUACUGACCUUGUACUACAAGACAUAUGGGAUAUGAAAAUUAAAUUCUAAUAAAUCUAAUGUACCCAAGUUGCA